Heterobilharzia americana is the source of this 1617-nucleotide messenger RNA. Lineage: Eukaryota; Metazoa; Platyhelminthes; Trematoda; Strigeidida; Schistosomatidae. The record is from the annotation of a GenBank genome assembly.
AUGCACACUACAAAGGUUAGGGCACAUGUGAGGUCUCACCGCUUCCCACUGUUCUUCAGAGAUUAUGAGAAAAUGAAAAAUGUUCCUAAGGAGUCUGAGACAUGUUACCGCAGAAGUGAGACUCUAGAACGUGCACCGUCUCAAACAGAUGGACAAAGUUACGUCUCGCCGGAAAUUGUUCCGCACACUAAAGAACAUGAGCUUGUUCGGAAAAGAAGCGCAUGUGAACCUGUCAACAGUAUAGCCACAUCAGUAUCUGGAACAUUUCAUGAGAAGUUAGAAGAGCUGUCGCCAAAAUACACUUUUGCUGAUCCCAUUCGUAAGUUUAGCAGAAAUGACGCUGGACUUGUUACGUCAUUCAGUUCGAACCAGAAGUAUGCUUUCAGCUGCCCGAGUCGUUCAUGCUCGAAAUGUCCAUCACGACCAGUUGUAAUUUCCAAGGGAUCGAGUGUACCACGGACAACUUGCUGUAAUGUUUCGCCUGUCAAAUCUAGAACAGUUGAGAUAAAAACAUGGCGUUGCGAAACCUGUUUAUUAGAAAACUCGGACAAUAAAGUUACUUGUGAAGGCUGCUCUCUUCCUAAGUCAAAGUGUCAACAACAAGUUCAGUAUACUCCAUGUGCCCCGUCAAUGUCGUUGCCAGAAAUGACCGUGAUACCACCAUCUAACUCUCUGCUUCUUAUUCCACAAUCGACUUCUAAGUGGGAAUGUUCUACGUGCAUGGUAUUCAACGAGAAGGAGACGUCCAGCUGCGUGUGCUGUCAAACUCAAAGACCGUUGUCGGACUUACAGAGUUCCUGGGACUGCCCAACAUGCAUGGUACAAAAUGAUGGCAAAUUGAAUAAAUGUCCGUGUUGUUCUACCAAUAAACCUGGUACAAAACCGGACAAUCGGACUUUCACAGACCGCGGCAAUUUCUCCAUAUUAUCCAGCCAGCCACCAAGUAGCAUCAAGUUCGGUUUCAGCAUUCAAAAAUCAGUUAGUCCACAAAAGUCGGAAGUUGUUACCCCGAAUAAUACUACGACCGCGAAACUGCAUCCCGCGCUUUCUAAUAAAAUAACCAAUUUUGCAUUAAGUGAAACUGAGAAAUUACCCGUAUCAGAAAAACAACCAGAAUCUCGAAGUUGUAUUUCAUGGCACUCCCGGAGUGAUGUUACUUCACCCCGCUUCAUACCAUUAACACAGUCAAUUGUCACUACAAGUUUUGGCAUCAACACCUUUGGUCAAAGCUGUGGUUUAAAUGCUGCGAUCGGUCCAGAUUCAUCUUUCGUAUCUCAUGCAUCUAAUGAAAACACUAAUGUAUCAUGUUCGACGGACAGUGGUCCCAUCUUGUUUCCCGCCCCAAAUUCUACUGACAAGACGCCUCUGUUUUCAUUUGGUUCCUGUUUAACGUCGUCAGGAUUUAAUGGAUUCACACAUACUCCACCAGCUAGUUUUUCCGAUCGUCCAAACGGAGGUGUUUUUCAUUUUGGUUCAAUUACUAAGGUGAACGAUCAUCUGACUGGUUUAAAUACUUCAAUUCCUCAGUUGUCAACCUUCGCAUCUUCGAAUCAAAACCUACUCACAAAUACCGAAGUUCGGAAAAAAGCGCACGCGAUUCGCCGUCUGCGUCGGUGA